Maylandia zebra (zebra mbuna) is the source of this 3787-nucleotide messenger RNA. RefSeq names its product bone morphogenetic protein 6 (gene bmp6). Gene Ontology annotation, molecular function: growth factor activity; cytokine activity. Gene Ontology annotation, biological process: BMP signaling pathway. Gene Ontology annotation, cellular component: extracellular region. Lineage: Eukaryota; Metazoa; Chordata; Actinopteri; Cichliformes; Cichlidae. The record is from RefSeq and is a predicted model, not a curated record.
GCACGCAUAUUAUGGACUGCAACCUGCUGAUUCCUGUUAGACUCUGACACUCCGCCUGUGGGAGUAGGUGACUGUCGCUGAGAGCGCUUCGAACAGUUUAAGGACCCAGUGCGCAGCUUUGGAAAAGCCAUAAAUCCAGGCGAGUAGAUAUAUCCGCUGUAAGUAACAUGGCUUCUGUCAGAGGAGUUGUUCUUCUUCUGGUAAAUGUGACAUCAGACGGUGUCUGUUGACCGACUUACUGGAGCGCUCAGAAUUAAGUUUCACAUGGUGCACUUUAUCCUGAAGGAGCCAAGCGCGCUACGGCGAUCAGAAAUGAAAGCUGGGCCGAUACUAUUAUGCGCAUUUUGCUUUGGCGAGUCUUUUAAAUGGCUUGAUACACGAUUCUUUCUUUGCUUUUGAUCUUUGGUUGCCACAGAUCACAACGCGCCCGGACGGACUUUGGUUACCAUUACGCGCAUUUUUACUUUCGGAUAGGCGACUGAAGCUCCAAGCCAGCCACUCUUGGGACUCCGGAGAGCCACUGAGGGACAACACCAUGACCAUCCGCUGGCUUGCCUUGGUCGGAUUGUGGUGGAGCGCUUAUUACUGCAUGUUCACAGUCGCGGGGAGUAAUUAUUCACUGGAUGGGAAUAACGAGGUUCAAGCAGGUUUCACCCACCGGCGGCUGAGGACGCAUGAGAAGAGGGAGAUGCAGAAGGAGAUCCUGUCCAUCCUGGGGCUGCCCCACAGACCGAGACCACAUUUGUCAAACGGAAAGUACAACUCCGCUCCGCUUUUCAUGCUGGACUUAUACAACACUAUAUCCAGCGAGGAGAAGAGGCAAGUGGAAAGCAGGUUGGAGCGAUAUCAGGCCAUGCGGACGACCCAGAGCCCUCCCCUGGCCACAUAUCAAGAAACUGCCUUUCUAAAUGAUGCAGACAUGGUGAUGAGCUUCGUUAAUUUAGUGGAGUACGACAGGGAGCUCUCACCGCACAGGCGUCACCACAAGGAGUUCAAGUUCAACCUCUCGCAGAUCCCAGAGGGCGAGGCCAUCACCGCCGCCGAGUUUCGCCUCUACAAGGAGUGCGUGAGUCGUGCUUUCCGCAACGACACCUUCCUGCUGAAAGUCUACCAGGUGGUCAAGGAGCACCCUGACAGAGAGGCAGAUCUGUUCCUGCUGGAGUCUCGCAGGCUGUGGGCAGCUGAGGAGGGCUGGCUGGAGUUUGACAUCACUGCCACUAGUAACCUGUGGGUGAUGAGUCCCGCACACAACCUGGGUCUGCAGAUCAGUGUGGAGACCAGCAGCGGACAGAGCGUCAGCUCCAAGGAGGCGGGGCUCGUAGGACGCGACGGUGCACUGGAUAAGCAGCCUUUCAUGGUGGCCUUCUUUAAAGUCAGUGAAGUGCACAUCCGCACCGUCCGCUCCGCUAGUGGGAGACGGCGCCAGCCGCACCGCAAUCGAUCCGCACAACCGCCAGAGGGAUCUAGAGGGCCGGGCCUAGCAGACUACAACAGCAGUGAUCAGAAGACAGCAUGCAGAAGACACGAGCUGUACGUCAGCUUCAGAGAGCUGGGCUGGCAGGACUGGAUUAUUGCUCCUGACGGCUACGCAGCCAACUACUGUGAUGGAGAAUGCUCCUUCCCCCUUAAUGCCCACAUGAAUGCCACCAACCACGCCAUUGUGCAGACGCUGGUGCACCUGAUGAACCCCGAGAACGUACCCAAGCCGUGCUGCGCCCCCACCAAGCUGCACGCCAUUUCAGUGCUCUAUUUCGACGACAACUCCAACGUCAUACUGAAGAAAUACAAGAACAUGGUGGUGCGGGCCUGCGGCUGCCACUGACAGACAGAUGAAGACUGGUAGUGCUUCAGUCAAAGUUGGGUGUACGUUGACCUCAGGUAGACACCGGAUUCCCGCCCAAAUCUUCAACAUGCAAAGGAACGUCCAGCCUGAAAGAUCAUUCCCAUGUUCCAUUUCCAUAAUUGUUAAGCCUGCUAACAUAUCAAGUAGCAAGUAUUCCCCACCACAUGUGGAUCAUCCAUAGGCAACUUCACCUUGUUCCAGUCUUGAGCCACCAAGUUGUCUACCACCCUUCCUGUUAGCUGUGGACGGGGGUCUUCUCUUCAUGGGUCUGCAACUGAAUGAAUGACUGUGUGUGUAUGUGUGGGGGGAGGCAUUUAAGCAUUUAAGUUUGUAUAUUAUGUGUUUACUGAAGUGUGUGUAUGAAUGCCUGAGAGGCUACUGCACCUUCUCCCUCCCUGAGAGGGUGAAACUGAACUGUCGUGGGACCAGUCAGAGUGCUGCUUUCUUUCCCGUCUUCUCUCCAACAUAGAAAAAAAGAGCAAGGUGCAUCAGUUCUCGCAGGAGGCUCAGAUAAUGAACAGCUUCCCUACAGCACAUGACACUGCAGGGCUAACACCCCCGUCAUAUUUCCAAGUGGUGUGAAUCAGCCCGACUUUCUUUUUUCUGUGCAAAAUGUUGUUAACCAAAACCAUCUAAUACAAACUGAAUGAUACUUUGGAGUCAGCACACUCAUAUUUCCUUCCUCCCCUCUGCUGUUUUUUUUCUCGAGCCAUAUUUGCCUUCCCAAAAAUAUAAUAUGGACUUAACCAAAGUGACCGCAGGCUAUUUUAGCAGUGGACCGCUCCAAAUAUCCCCCCCGACACCACCACCUCCUCUCCUCCAUGUCAAUAUUUGCCAGGCUGGGGCUGAGCUGCGAUUCACCAGGCUGGUUCAACAUGAUGCAUGUUGUGGCUAAACUGAUGUUUUUCUCCAAAGAACCGAAGAAUACAGCCUUAUCCCUCGGACAUACCACAAAUGGCCAUUUCCAUGUCGCUGCUCUCAUAAAGUUAACAAACGCUUCCACUCCUGACAGCCCAUCAUGAAAUAGUAGAGAAAAAAAACAUCCCGCAGAACGGUUUGUGUCAGCGUUCUGAAAUUAGCCGGUUGCUUUUUCAACCCCGAGGGUGAAACUGUGUUCGGAUAUGGACAGGUGACAAAUUAAUGGAAAAACCUGAAUGCUCAAACCCUGCACAGUGGGGGUAUCUCGUACUAUUCUUUUAAAGCAUUCAUUGGCGGGAUCAGUUUGUUCUGUGUUAAAUCUUGAAGGGAAUGGCCGCUUCUAGGAUAACAGCUUUGCCCUUUUCAUAGAGCCUGUGGCCCUCAAGUCACCAGAUCUCAACCCAGGUUGGUAGAUUUUCGACCAAUCAAUCACCUCUUUAAGUUUUAGAGAGCUGAAGAAUUAAAAAUAAACGUGCAUUCGAGCAGUUUUGCUGAAAAGCAGUGCCUGGUUUUUCCUUUAAUUUGUCACCUGUCACGUGGCAACGUCUUCCCAACAGAGUAUGUAACUGUGAGCUUUAAAUGACAUGAGUACUUUUAGAGCAUAUUUUAAUGAAAAACUAAUACCAGUAAGAAUCAGAAUACCUUACGUGCCUAACCAAUCAUACAUUACAAAAUAUACCUCUGGUAAGCUGCUGUUUACAUUUGUGAUCAUGUUUAGUUUUUUUUUGUAAAUACUUGUACAUUCUCAGCUUAUUUAUUGCACCUUUUAUUAAAAAAAAAAAAUAUCACAUACGUUAUUAACAGAGAUGCAAGAGCAAAAUGAAAAUGCAAAGUUAUUUUUGAGAAAAAUUUAUUACGAAAUCUCAUGUUACAUUUUGCCAUUAUUCACUCUUUUGUACAAAAUCUGUGGGUUGUGCACAAACUAUAACCCAUGAAAAGGAAAAAAACAACAACAAAAAAACAUGACUUUGUCACUGGAGUUGCUUAGACCAUGUGCUAUCCAUAAAAACUUUUACUGAGAAAAAA